UUUAUUUCCCAUCACUAUCCACACUCUCUCUCUCUCUCUCACUCUCUCUCUCUCUUAGAGGAAGAAGCAAUGGAAGAAGAAACACACACUCACACAAACACAAAUCACGCAACCCCUGAACCCGAACCAGAUACACCGAUCCACUUUUCCGACCCGACCCAUCACGACCUCGCUUUCCCCGCAGGUCUCACCCAAGAAGAAUUCGAAACCCUAAAACCUUCAAUCGCCAAGCACCACACAUACCCACUCUCCGCCACGCGCCGCCAGUGCUCCUCCCUCCUCGCGCAGCGCAUCCACGCGCCGCCGCACGCCGUCUGGUCCAUCCUCCGCCGCUUCGACAAGCCCCAAUCCUACAAGCACUUCAUCAAGUCAUGCCACGUCAGCGAAGACUUCCAGCUCGCCGUAGGCUGCACCCGCUACGUCGACGUCAUAUCCGGUUUACCGGCUAACACCAGUACCGAGAGGCUCGACGUGUUGGACGAUGACCGACACGUCAUCGGGUUCACUAUUGUUGGGGGUGAGCACCGGUUGAGGAAUUACCGGUCAGUUACUAGCGUUCACGGGUUCGAACAUGAUGGGAAGAUCUGGACCGUUGUUUUGGAGUCGUACGUUGUGGACGUUCCAGAAGGGAACACCGAAGAGGAUACUCGUCUGUUCUCGGAUACAGUCGUUAAGCUAAACCUCCAGAAACUCGCGUCUGUCACCGAAGGGAAGAUCACCGACGGUGACGAUAGCUAGAAAGUAGACAAGAGUUCUGUUCUGGAAUCAGUGAAAUGAUGCAUGAAUGAAUGUCUUUUGGAUUUGAAGGGCACUUUGGUCAACACAUGUUGAGGCAUCAAGUGUUGACUUAUUACGGUCUAUGGAUGAUCCAUGAUACUGAUAUUGAUAUGUUUCUACGAAUAACCACUGUGUUGAAAUGUGAUAUGAUAUGAUUACAGGGCUUUCUUGUUAGUUCAA
Molecule: messenger RNA, 957 nt
Organism: Arachis duranensis
Lineage: Eukaryota; Viridiplantae; Streptophyta; Magnoliopsida; Fabales; Fabaceae
Product: abscisic acid receptor PYR1-like
Exons: 2
Coding region: 70-738 (222 amino acids)
Biological process (GO): abscisic acid-activated signaling pathway
Cellular component (GO): nucleus; cytoplasm
Molecular function (GO): signaling receptor activity; protein phosphatase inhibitor activity; abscisic acid binding
Source: RefSeq, a predicted model, not a curated record